Molecule: messenger RNA, 2060 nt
Organism: Musa acuminata AAA Group (dessert banana)
Lineage: Eukaryota; Viridiplantae; Streptophyta; Magnoliopsida; Zingiberales; Musaceae
Product: anamorsin homolog
Exons: 11
Coding region: 69-884 (271 amino acids)
Biological process (GO): double-strand break repair via homologous recombination; iron-sulfur cluster assembly; DNA replication
Cellular component (GO): cytoplasm; nucleus; chromosome, telomeric region
Molecular function (GO): single-stranded DNA binding; iron-sulfur cluster binding
Source: RefSeq, a predicted model, not a curated record
GGGCGGAGGUUGAGUCCUUCUCUUGCUCUAGAUCGAGAGGGAAGAAGAGGGGAGAAGUAGCACCAAAGAUGUUCUCGAGCCAAAUCGAUGGAGGUGGAUUCAUGCUCUCUCAAUCCUCCCAAAACCCUGAUUCCGGCUUCUCUAAGAAUCGUGGCGCUCCGGGAGUUCUUCCCGUGACGGUGAAGCAGAUCAGGGAAGCCUUCGACUCUGCAGGCGAUAAGUCCAGUCUCCUUCUCGAUGGAGUUGAUGCCACCAAUAUUAGACUCCUGGGGCUGGUGAUGAACAAGGCGGAGAGGGCUACGGACGUUACCUUCACCCUUGACGAUGGCACUGGACGAAUCGAUGUCAUCAGAUGGGUUAAUGACACUUCAGAUGCAAACGAGACAGCUAUUAUUCAGAAUGGUAUGUAUGUCUCCGUCAAUGGUAGCCUUAAAGGAUUUCAAGACAAAAAAAGAGCCGUUGCAUUCUCUGUUAGGCCUGUCAGUGACUAUAAUGCUAUUGCACUCCACUUCAUUCAGUGCAUACAUGUACAUCUCUGGAACACCAGGCAGAAGGGAGGUGCUUUCCAGCACCAGACAACUCCAGUAAAGACAACAACCACUUCUUUUGAAGGGUUGAGAGUGCCCCAAACUCCAGUUGCCAGUCAAUCUUCUGGAAGUGCAAACACGAAUGGACCUGAGACUGACAUCUACAAAUUAGUGUUGAGCGUUUUCCAGGAACCUGCAAACCUUGACAGCGACCAUGGAUUGCAUGUUGAUGAAGUUGCCAAACGACUGGGAGUACCAAUCAAUAAGAUCAAGGAAGCUAUCGAUUACUACGUAGACAUCGGUCAUAUUUAUUCUACGAUCGAUGACUACCACUUCAAGUCUGCUUUCGUCGACUGACGUUGACUUCUCAAUCUUUAUGGCUGUUAGUAAAGAAGACACUAACAGAGUCGGUUUGUCAAUUUAUAUGGCUGUGCUUAAUCUCCCCAAUAUAAAGACCAGUUUUAUAGGUGAAAUGUGAUGAAUGAUCAAAAGUAUGCUAUGCACUGAACAAGUUUUUUUUUUUUUUUUUUUUUUUUUGUCUUCGUUCCAAUUUCCGGCAUCUUUGAAUUGAUUCAACCUGCCUUGUGCUGUCUUCUCUCACAGUAAAUAUCAUCCUUUUUAUUAUCUUUGGUCCUGCGUGGUGAGGUUGUCAGAAAAAUGUAGUUCAAGUUUGAAAAUUGAUGCCUAAAUAUUCUAAUUGUAAGUUUUAAGCUUAAAUUCAUUAUUGGAAUUUUAGAAAUCGUCUGUUACAAAGGGAGUGUUUAAUGUUUUUAAUGUCAUGAUAUUUUAGAUGAUUUGAUCGUAGAUGAUGAAAGGCUACUAAAAAGUCCAAGAGGACGUCUCCCGAGAUUAAGUACGUGUUGCUUCGCACACUGAAGACUGUGCAUGGUGUCCUCGCCAACUUCUAUCAACGCUGGAAAUGUUCGAUAGCGAACAGCCCCACGUUAUUGCCACACCAACGCCUGCACAAUUCUCACCCACCGGUGGUUGUCCGUCGCUUUCUGCCUCCAACGCGCAUCGCAAGCUCCAAAGGAUCCAUCAGCCUCGUGAUCUCCUUGGCAGGCUCUCAUUGGCUGCCAACCUCCACGUUCCCCGCCGCGGUGCGACACGCUGGCGCACAGGCGAGUCCUCCCCCGGACACGCGUCUCGUGUCCCACGUGGCUCCAUAUCGACCCCGCAUCCUCGCCGACCACGUUCUCGUGCGCUCGGUCAAUCUGGACCGUUAGAUCGGCGAACCAAACCAAUCUCCACAGCCGAUGUGCGACGGUUAGCUCAACGGGCCUCAAGUGAGCUCUGAGCUUUAGGGUCCCUAUAAAUACCUCCUCCGCCCGCGGCUGCCGCGUUAAUCGUGUCGGGGAUCAAUUACAGGGUUUGUUUUCUUGACUUGUAAAUGGACAUCAUGGGGAGGAAGAGCAGCGCGCUUCUGUUGACGGAUGAUGUUGCGUUGCCCCUUGACGCGAUCCUGUCUGCUGUGCGGGAUGCGGGAGCCGAAGCAGUCCCGGAAGACGAUGUCGUCGUUAUUACCCAGUGCGA